Bufo bufo (common toad) is the source of this 2943-nucleotide messenger RNA. RefSeq names its product interleukin 17 receptor A (gene IL17RA). NCBI's taxonomy places the organism in Eukaryota, Metazoa, Chordata, Amphibia, Anura, Bufonidae. The record is from RefSeq and is a predicted model, not a curated record. Gene Ontology annotation, molecular function: interleukin-17 receptor activity. Bases 118 to 2913 code for a protein of 931 amino acids. The transcript has 12 exons.
GGCUGGAAGACGCGUUCUCAUUGGUCAGCCCGCUCUUGGUAAAUUUGCAUUCGGUUCUCCGCUGAGGGAAGGAGGAAGCAAAGUGGUCACCGAGACGGCGCCGUCCAUGAGAGGGCUAUGGCGCCCGGUUUACCCUUCUUUAUCUUUGGCGGGGUGAUGUGUGCCGCCCUGGGGCUCCGAGUCAUGGACUCCUCAGACUUCAACUGUUCACAGCCGGGGGUUGAGUGCAAAGUUUUGAACAGUAACUGUGUGGACCUAAGCUGGAUACACCAUUACCCUUGGACCCCUACUGCCCCCUCCCACUUGGAGGUCACAGCAGGCAUCAGAAAGGAUAAAUGGGGAAAUCGAGUGCCGGUUUUACAGAUUAACUGGACAGUGAGCAUAGACUCCAGUAUACUGAAUCUACAAGGUGUGGAGAUCUCGGUUAUGGAGGUUGAUAUAGGUUCUACACAAUGCGUUCAGUUCCAGUUCGGUAACGGAUUCCCGCAACAGCGAGAUCAGCACGGCCAGCCAUGGAAGUUCUACUACAAUAACUUUGAGGUGAAUCCUGGUAAUACAUACCACAUACGUGUCCAGCACCUGCCAAAAGAAAAUAACUCUGUAAACCACAAAGAAUUAGAUUUUGUCUUUCCAGGAUGCAGUAAGAAUGACCUGAUACAGACUGACACCUGCUGUAAACUGGGAUACUGCUGGAAACCUAACAUCACCCUAGAAGUCACUGAAGACAAACUGAUUGUUACAUUUAGCCCUGAAAGGAACACCCUCAAAUAUGGUGUAAAAGUCAGUAUCGGCCCAAGGAAAGAAAACCUACCAAAUGAGAUCAGUCUGCAGGGGGUGACUACUGAACGUGUACAAGUUAACUUCCCCAUCACAGAGUCCUAUAAACCAUGCUGGUAUAACGUCUCGGUUUGGCCCUAUAUGCCAGAUUGUCAGCACUACUGUGUGCGGCAGUGGUACUCUCCAAAAUGUCCUCCUCCUAGCACUGAGACACCCAUAGUGCCGCGGGGACAGGUUUAUGUGUGGCCGAUUGCAGCAGCUUUGACGAUUUUGGCCUUCGCAGUCACAAUAAUCUUCUUUUGGAGGAUUCGAGGUUGUUUCUCCCCAUCAAGCUCUAAAUCCACUACUAAUUUGCUGCCGCCACCUGUUGUACCUGGACUGAAGAAGCAGAAGGUGUGGCUGGUUUACUCUGCUGAUCAUGAACUUUAUGUCAACGUUGUCAUUAGGUUGGCAGAUUUCCUUCGGGUGACUUGGGGCCUGGAUGUUGUACUGGACCGGCACCAAAGCCAAGAGAUCGGUGUAAAAGGUGCCAUGACCUGGUUGAGUUAUCAAAAAGACCAAAUUGAGAAGAUGAAUGGGACAAUUCUUAUUCUCUGUUCCAGGGGGGUACAAGCAAAAUGGAGGGCAAUGAAGAACUGUCAGGAAGCACGGGUAGCAUUGCCUGAGGACACCAGUUACAUGUUUGGGGACCUUUUCACCCCUGCAUUGGCUCUCAUCCUCCCUGACUUCCAGAAAGCCAAGCCUUAUGAUCGCUACGUGGUUGCGUAUUUCAGUGAACUCUGUGACGUUGGAGAUAUACCUUCUCCACUUGAAAUAUGCCCACAGUAUGCUCUGAUUGAAAACCUACAAAUCCUCUUAUUCCGCAUUCAAAGAAUAGAGCAUCAUCAGCCCAACAUACAAUAUAACGUUGACCUAGAAGGAAAACCAAGCUACUCGCAUUUGCUGAAGGCCAUUGAGCAGUGCCGGGCUUGGCAGGAAACUCAUUCUGAUUGGUUUGAGAAACAGGUUUCCCCAGCACAACCUGAAGAAGCAUCCAGAGAUGAACAAGAGGUAGAACAUGCACAUGAGUGCACCCGUAGAAUCUACCCUCAGAUCCGCCAGCCUGAGACUUCUCUCUCCAUGUUAACUCCAUGCAUCAUCGAGCCAGAUCCUAUAAGGUCAAUAAACCCUUCUCUUGAGUUUGGACCUUCAAGUGUUUGUGUGGUACCACUACUUACUGAGGAGUAUUCACCUGUGACAGUUGUACAGCCGUCUCUUAAUACCCAAGCGCUAAGAGCGUCUUUUAGGCAGCAGCCAUUCUUGGUUGAGUCUCCCCCAAUUUGUAAUGAACGUUUACAUCAGAUGGGCUUGUCUACACCAAGUGACCAAGACAUCCAGUCUGAGGACUUGAGUGAAGCCCAGAAAAGGUUUUUCUGCCAGAGCAUCUUAGCAGAACAACAUAUAAACCCUGACGUGGCCUUCAACGCAGCUGAGUUGUCAUCCGGGUCAGAAGAUCCAAGAGCAGCUUGCAUGGUUGACUUCAGUGACCCGUUACUUCAGAUAGACUCGUCUAUACCAUGUAGUCAAGGCAUACCAUCUGUGGACUUAAGGGAAGCCCAGAAAAUGUUUUUCUGCAAGAGCAUCUUUGAAGAUCAAUCAGGAGCUCCCAUCAUGGUCUUAGAUGACAAGUCAGAAGAUUGUUUGGAUGAUGAAGAGGAGUCUGUAUAUGAGCGUUUAUGUCAAGUGGAUGUAUCUAUACCACAUGACCAGGACAUCCAGGACUUGAUGAAAACUCAAAAAAGGUUCCUUUUCCAGACCGUCUUAGACAAUCAGCACUUAGCCCCUGACAUGGUCUUUGAUGAUGAAUCAAGAGCAAUUUAUGAACAACAGCCAUUGUUGGUUGAUGCAAACAUGCCAUCCAUGGAUUUGAGGGAAACCCAGAACGACUGGUUCAGGCACAGUGUUCUGGGAGGCCAGAGAGUAAUGAAUAAGAUAGACGUUCCUGCAGAUGAUCUCAGUGUGUAUCAGGAACAUGAUGACCUGGAUUUUCAGUCCUUACAUGUUGACAUGGGUCGGACUGAUAACAAGCACUGCCACUCAGAUCUGGGAUAUGGUACAAUGAACCGCAGCAAUUUGGAUGCAGUUAAAGGGGAAUAAAUAGUAAUGUUUAAAUCUAUAUUAUGAGCA